Messenger RNA from Motacilla alba alba, 2104 nucleotides. RefSeq names its product solute carrier family 35 member A4 (gene SLC35A4). Gene Ontology annotation, biological process: pyrimidine nucleotide-sugar transmembrane transport. The transcript is spliced from 2 exons. Bases 189 to 1136 code for a protein of 315 amino acids. Gene Ontology annotation, molecular function: pyrimidine nucleotide-sugar transmembrane transporter activity. Gene Ontology annotation, cellular component: Golgi membrane. NCBI's taxonomy places the organism in Eukaryota, Metazoa, Chordata, Aves, Passeriformes, Motacillidae. The record is from RefSeq and is a predicted model, not a curated record.
CCAGAACUAUGCUGUGCCUAACGUUGAGAAGACGGUUCGGGACUAUAUGAAUUCACUGAAAAAAGGUCGGGACUAGCGAGGAGGAGCCCGGAGGCAGCAGGGACUGCAGGAACGGUGCUCCUUAGGGUGAGAGUCUGUGCGGCCUCUCUGCACUGGCAGCAGCUCACUCGUGCUGGCUCUCACCCGGAAUGGGGAUGUUUGGGAACGCUGCUGGCUCUGCCAACAGGCUGCUCCACAGGGGGCUGUGGGCACUGAUGCUGCUGCUCUCUGUGGCCAUCUACGGCUCCCACGCCCCCCUCCUGACCCUCUGCAAGGUGGACGGGGCCAUCCCCUUCAGUUCCGCAUCCGUGGUGGUCCUGGUGGAGCUGACCAAGCUGGCGCUGUCGCUGCUGUUCCUGCUGCCGGGGGCGCGGGAGCCGCUGCCGGCGGCGCCGUCCUGGCGCCACGCCGCGCCCUUCGCCCUCUCUGCCCUGCUCUACGCUGCCAACAACAACCUGGUGGUGCACAUGCAGCUCUUCAUGGACCCCAGCACCUUCCAGGUGCUCAGUAACCUGAAGAUCGUCAGCACGGCGCUGCUCUACAGCCUGCUGCUGCGCCGGCGCCUGGGCGCGCGCCGCUGGCUGGCCCUGCUGCUGCUGCUGGCCGCCGGCGUCGCCUACAGCUGCGGGGGGCUGCGGGGACGCGGGGACCCCCGAGGGACGCGCCUGCACGUCACCCCCGUGGGGCUGCUGCUGCUCUCCGUGUACUGCCUCAUCUCCGGCCUCUCUGCUGUCUACACCGAAGCCAUCCUGAAAAGCCAGGCGCUGCCCCUCAGCCUCCAGAACAUCUUCCUGUACUUUUUUGGGGUGCUUUUCAACCUGAUGGGCUCCGUGUGGAGCGGCACGGAGGGCGGGUUCCUGGAGGGCUUCUCCCCGUGGGUGCUGCUGGUUGUGCUCAGCCAGGCUCUGAAUGGCCUCAUCAUGUCCGUGGUGAUGAAGCACAGCAGCAACAUCACCAGGCUCUUCGUCAUCUCCUGCUCCAUCCUGGUCAAUGCUCUCCUCUCUGUUGCCCUCUUCAACCUGCAGCUCACCCUCCUCUUCUUCGUGGCCGUGGCGUGCAUUGGCCUGGCUGUGCAUCUGUACUACGGAGUCACGUAGUCGCUGCCUUCCUCCCACAUGUCUGGGCAGCCCCAGCCCUUCCUCAGGGCUGGAAUCGUUCCUGGGGGAAGCCUGCACAGCUCCAAGGAUUGCCUGGGGAGCAGUGCUGAGGGGGAGAGCACCCUGUCCCUGCUUCCACCGGGAAACUGCACCCUGCUCCGGUCCAGCCAGGCUCUGUGCCGUGGGGUUCCCAUGGGAUCAGGCAUGCCCAGCCUUAGGAGGGUCCUGAAGCCCUUAUGCAUGUCUCAUAGUCUCAAGAUGUGCCAGGGGAGGUUCAGGUUGCACCUUAGGAGUGAUUUCUCCACAGAAGGGGUGAUCAGACAUUGGAAGGGGCUGCCCAGCAAGGUGGUGCAGUCACCAUCGCUGGAGAUGUUUAGGGACAGGACAGGGCACUUAAUGCCAUGGUCUAGUUGACAGGGUGAUGUUGGGUUACAGGUUUGACUCCAUGAUCCCAGAGGUCUUUUCCCACAUAAAUGAUUCUGGGACUCUGUGUCCCUUGUCCUCAAGCUGCUUCCCCACACCACAGUGGCCUGGGAGUGCCCUGGCAGUAUUGGCCCUGCUGUACCUCCUGCCAGCCCAGCAUGGGACUGGUGCUGUUUCAGCUCCCAUGGAUGCUGCUUCAUCCCUGCCAUUCCUCGUGCUGCUUCCCUGGGCCUCUCCCACCUCCAUGGUUUUCCAGCCUAGCCCUGCCUGGAGCCCUGCUGUCCUCAGGCCCCAUUUCCCCUUCCUGGGCACGGUGUCUCUGUGGAGCAGCCAGGGCCUGGGGCAUGUGGGAACUUUCACCUGCUCCCCAAAAGGGGCAUGUGGGAACUUUCCAUCCCCCCAAAAGGGGCAUGUGGAAACUUUCCAUCCCCCCAAAAGGGGCAUGUGGAAACUUUCACCUGCUCCCCAAAAGGGGGGUGCCCCCCCAAAUUUGUACCAAGUUUCUAGCAGACAGAGGCCACCCAGGUUAUUAAAGCUGCGGUUCA